Molecule: messenger RNA, 345 nt
Organism: Pochonia chlamydosporia 170
Lineage: Eukaryota; Fungi; Ascomycota; Sordariomycetes; Hypocreales; Clavicipitaceae
Product: translation initiation factor SUI1
Exons: 4
Coding region: 1-345 (114 amino acids)
Biological process (GO): translational initiation
Cellular component (GO): eukaryotic 43S preinitiation complex
Molecular function (GO): ribosomal small subunit binding; translation initiation factor activity; RNA binding
Source: RefSeq, a predicted model, not a curated record
AUGUCCAUCGAAAAUCUUAAGACCUUUGACCCCUUCGCCGAAGCCGACGAAGACACAGGCGAGACCAAGCAGGCACAGAAUUACAUACAUAUACGUAUCCAGCAGCGUAAUGGACGUAAGACUUUGACCACUGUGCAGGGUCUUCCGAAGAAAUUUGACCAGAAGAAGAUUCUCAAGGUCAUCAAGAAGAAGUUUGCCUGCAAUGGCACUAUCGUCAACGAUUCUGAAAUGGGCGAGGUGAUCCAGCUCCAGGGUGAUCAGCGCAAAGAUGUUCAGGAAUUUCUUAUCGACAAGAAGGAGGGCCUUGAGCUAGACGCCAAGACUAUCAAAGUCCACGGUUUCUAA